UCGUCGCGUCGCCCGGUGCGCACGUCGCGGCGGCCGCGGCACGUCGUCCGACUCGCGGCGUGUCCUCUCGCGACUCUCUCCGCUCCGAAUCGUCGCCUCGUUGAGCGUCGGCGUGUGCUUAGCGUGCCUCCGGGCACACCGGCGGCUUAGCUGCACUCAUCGAAAGCGAGUUGUUGUUUGGGCGACGCGGCGGCGACCGUUCCAGGAAGUGGACGCUCAGCAGAUAUUCUGUCACCGCCGACUUCCUCGAUGAGUGUGGCGGUCAUCGCGGCGUCAUCUGGAGCGCUGUGCCUGGCUGUGCCCGCGGCCGCGCUGCCCGUGACGCGCAGUGACGCGCUGGAGUGAUGCUCACCGUGUUCGCCUCCGCCUCGUGUUUACACCUUGUCGCCGCGCUCGCGCCGUUCGCGCCGUUCGCGCCUCCAGCACCGGUGCCCGGCCGCUAUUUUUAACCCUGCGCAUUUUACUUGAGCGCGGCAAAAAACACGCACCGGUUCUAAAAACAUAGCUGCCUCUCGUCCCAGGGCCGACUCGACUUGACACACGCAUAAAGAUAGGCGGGGAAAAGGAAGAGGGCUGCUGGACCACCAUGGCCACCACGGCGCCGCGCGGAGGGCGCCCCGCCGCCGCCCUGCUGGUGCUGCUCGCGGUGUGCUGCACGUCGGAGUCGGCGCGCGUCGGCUAUGAGUCGCUGUCGCUGCCGCGGGUCAAGCCUGCGGACUUGAACGCCAGCGCGGCGUUCGGCCGCGACACCGUGGCGCGCCUGGCGCGGCUGGAGUCGUCCCUCGAGGGCGCCGGCGUGCACAUGCGCCUCGGCACCUCCAUCCACGGCCAGUUCAUCGAGUCCAUGCCGGAGCAGCGCGCGCUGGAGCAGGGCAGGGAGGCCCUGGCCGCCGUCAAGGCCGCCCUCUACCUGUCGCAGCAUCACUGUCAGAGGUACGGCGUGGACCAGCUCAAGUGCGCGCGCUGGCUGAGCAGCCAGAAGCUGGGCUCCACGCCGCUGGGCGCGGCGUGCUCCGAGGCGCGCGCCCCGCCCGACGCGCACUGCCCGGAGCAGGCCAAGUACCGCAGCCUGGACGGCUCCUGCAACCACGUCGACCGCACGGCGUGGACCUGGGGCCAGGCCUUCAGCUCCUACCGCCGACUGCUGUUCCCCGAGUACCAGGACGGCAUCCACCUGCCGCGCGGCCCCAAGAAGGGCAUCGCGCUGCCCUCGGCCCGCCAGGUGUCCGUGGCCAUCGCCAGGGACAGGGACCUCCCGGACCGCUCGCUCACGCUGGCCAUGAUGCAGUGGACCCAGUUCGUGGAGCACGACCUGUCGCACACGCCCACGUCCAAGAUGAUGAACACGGGCACGCCGCUGACGUGCUGCCGGCCGGACUCGACGCCGCUGCAGCCGCGCCACGCGCACCCGCUGUGCCAGCCCAUCGUCAUCCCCCAGCAGGACCCCUUCUACGCGCCGCACCGCGCGCGCUGCAUGUCCUACAUCCGCUCCCUGCACGCCUUCCGGCCGGACUGCAGCUUCGGCCCCGCGGAGCAGAUGAACCAGGCGUCGCACUUCCUGGACGGGUCGCAGCUGUACGGCACGUCGGUGCGCAGGGACCGGUCGCUGCGUCUGUUCGCGCGCGGCAAGCUCCUCCUCGCCAACCAGAACGGCCACGGCAGGCCGUACCUGCCGCCCGCCGACGAGCCGCGCGACCGCUGCCAAGUCAGCUCCGCCUCGGCGGCCUGCUACAAGUCGGGUGACGUCCGCGCCAACACCCACCCCCACCUGACCGCCAUGCACACGCUGUGGGCGCGCGAACACAACCGGGUGGCCGAGGAGCUGUCCGAGCUGAACCCGCAGUGGGACGACGAGACCGUGUUCCAGGAGGCGCGGCGCGUCGUCAUCGCCGAGAUGCAGCACAUCACCUACGACCAGUGGAUGCCCAGCUUGCUGGGAGCGCGGUUCGCCCAGAAGGUUGGCCUGAUGGCCGGCAGCGGCGCGCUGCUCAACUCCUUCCGCGAGAGCGAGGACCCCAGCGUGAGCAACGCGUUCGCCACGGCGGGGCUCAAGUUCGGGCUGUCCAUGAUGCAGGGCAGGAUACAGCUGUACGACGAGAAGCGGCACGCCAACGCGUCGCUGCUGCUGCGGGACCACUUCAACAAGCCCAACGUCCUGGAGAGCACCGCGGCGCUGGACGGCCUGGUGCGCGGCCUGGCCACGCAGUCCAGCCAGCAGGUGGACGUCUUCCUGGUCGAGGAUCUCACCAACAUGAUGUUCCGCGACUCGAGCGACCGGGGCGUGGACGCGCUCAGCCUGGCCAUCCAGCGGGGCCGCGACCACGGCCUGCCCGGCUACAACCAGUACCGCAAGCUGUGCGGCCUGCCCGCCGCCGCCUCCUUCGACGAGUUCGCCGACGUGAUGCCGAGACAGACGGCGCAGCGGCUCAGCACGGUGUACGCGCACCCCGACGACGUGGACGUGCUGGUGGGCGGCAUGGCGGAGCUGCCCUGGGACGGCGCGCUGGUGGGGCCCACGCUGCGCUACAUCAUCAGCGAGCAGCUGCUGCGCACGCGGCGCGCCGACCGCUACUUCUACGACAACGCGGACCAGCCCUACCCCUUCAGCCCGGAGCAGCUCCGCGAGAUCCGCAAGGCGUCCCUGGCGCGCAUCUUCUGCGACGACGCCAACGAGGUCGCCACCAUGCAGCCCCAGGCCUUCGCCGUGCCCUCGCCAGGCAACCGACUGACAUCCUGCGCCAACGAGGACGCCAUCCCCCGAGUGGACCUGACCGUGUGGCGGGAGAACACCGUCUAGUGCACGGCGGACGAAGGACGCCGUCACGACGCGCCCCUCUCGCCACCAUCACGGGGCCGUGGAGCCCAAGGCCGCGAAGGACGCGGGGGCGCCCCGUACUUGUACUUACAGCCCAGUGAAGUCUCAGCACCGCGUGCGCCACGUGGCCCACGCUCUCGCCGCGGCACGCUGCGCGAGGGAAGCACGUGGGCCAGUCCUCGCCGAGCCACUGAUAGGCAUGCCGAGACACUCCUAGUAUUAAGCGACUGGCAUGCCUCCCGAGGCCGGCGGUGUCCUCCGCCACUGGAAGUCGGAAGUGCGUUCGAUGCCCAGCGAGCGCGCGCGACAUUGUGCCGCAACUGCCGGCCGGUGUUUCCGGAAUGUGAUGUGUGGUCGUCGUCUCGCCGCUUGGUUGGACCGACCGCGGGCCGGGCCGGCCGGGUCGGCCGGGCCGAGCAACAUCCCUCAGGACCCUCAAGUUGACGCCGUGUGAGGCCUUUACAGUAGACAGUAUACAGCGACUGUAGCAGACUGACGCCUCUGUGGCACACAUGCAUACUACACCCCAUAGAUUUAUGUAUAUUAUUUUAUACCAUGUUAUUUAUACGUAUUAUUCCCUAGGAACAACGAGAUAGUACAAAUAUAGGAGAUAUAUUUACCUGAAAUAAAUUAAUUGUUUCACCAUCAAA
Molecule: messenger RNA, 3465 nt
Organism: Thrips palmi
Lineage: Eukaryota; Metazoa; Arthropoda; Insecta; Thysanoptera; Thripidae
Product: peroxidase-like
Exons: 13
Coding region: 587-2797 (736 amino acids)
Biological process (GO): response to oxidative stress
Molecular function (GO): peroxidase activity; heme binding
Source: RefSeq, a predicted model, not a curated record